Pieris macdunnoughi is the source of this 1575-nucleotide messenger RNA. NCBI's taxonomy places the organism in Eukaryota, Metazoa, Arthropoda, Insecta, Lepidoptera, Pieridae. The record is from the annotation of a GenBank genome assembly.
AUGUAUGAAAAUUGUAAAUCGGAUAGAUACAGCUUCACAACUAGGCUUAAAAUAGAAGCACAAUGCUCUCUCACAGCUUGCGAAGUGCUUCAAAUGUUGACUGAGAGAAGCAAAUCGGGUGAGACUGCUGUAGCGUGUGCUGAAGAUUUGAAAUGGCGGCAGCUGGACCGACGCUUGAGAGCUAUUGAACAACCAGCAUGGACAAUUAGCUUAGCGCAGUCCCGUUGGCGGCAAUGCUCAAAGAGUGUUUGCAGGUGUGACGCAGUUCAUAGAUCAUUCAACUGUUGGAGGUCCGGCUUAACAGCGCUGACGGCGGAUUUGACAGUGCCUAUCGAUAUUUAUACCAUUGACUUAGGUACAAAUAAGCUCCGUACAUUACACAAGUCAACAUUCAAAGGUAUGCGAACACUAUCUGAGCUGGAUAUGUUUGACAAUCACGUGGAGUACUUGCCGUCAGGACUUUUUGAGUCACUUGUGAAUUUAAGGAUACUCCGCCUACAAAGGAAUUACUUAGAGGAGAUAGACAGCGAGGCUUUUCGCCACACAAAAAAGCUAUUCCACGUUGAUUUAUCUAAUAAUUUCUUGUACACAUUACCAGAGCGGUUAUUCGCAAACAACACAUACUUAGAAACAAUAGACCUAUCAAACAAUCAGAUUGUGUACAUACCGUCUGACAGUUUCGUGGGUUUACGCUCGUUGUUAAUACUGGAUCUGUCAAAUAACAAAAUUCAACAGAUACAAAACGGAACCUUUCAUUUGAAGAGUUUGCAAAUGCUAAAACUGUCAAAUAAUCAAAUAAGUAAUAUAACAGAGAGUGCAUUUGAGAGCCUCUUAUGCCUGGAAACAUUGCUUUUAGAUAAAAAUGAUUUGCGCUACAUCCCGACCGAUUUAUUCAGCCAUCUUUUUAGCUUGACCUUUUUGGAUCUUUCAAAGAAUAAUAUAAUGAGUAUAUCGGGAGUGGAGUUUCGAAAUCUUGGCUAUUUGAGAAACUUAGAUUUAAAAGACAACCUUAUAUCAGAGUUACCAGAUAACGCAUUCGCAAAUUGUUCAAGCCUGGAAAAACUGGAUUUAUCCAGAAAUAAGUUGAAAUUUUUGAAUGAAAGCACAUUUCAUGGGCUGGGAAAUAUGACGUCAUUAAUAUUUUCAGAGAAUCAAAUAUACGAAAUACAUUUCAAAACAUUUGCAAUGCUUAAAAAUCUUACAACAUUAUAUUUGGAUAGUAACAUGCUUCCUUCUCUUCCGUCGCGUACAUUUGACUAUAUGCCCAAACUCGCUAACGUUAAAUUGUCAAACAACCCAUGGCACUGCGACUGUCAUGCUCUGUAUAUUUCAGCAUGGGUCCGAUUAAAUGAAAUGAAAAUCUGGGAUUAUUCACCGACUUGCGUCUCACCGUGGUAUUUGGAAGGUCAUUUCUUGAAGAAAUUGAAGUUCCCAGAGCUUUGCACUGGGCAAUGGGCAAGCAUGGUUAAUUUAUCCCCGCGAUUGCCUAUGCAGCAACUUCUGGCUCUUAAUGUUACUGUUAAUAGGAAGCCACAGCAAAGUAUGGAGGAAAUACAGGGUAUGGAAGAUUGGUAA